AUGGAGAACUCUACGGACAUCCCGCCAUUCGAAUUCAGUGACAUGAUCCAGAGAACCAUUGUCGCCUCGCUCAUCCUGAUCGCUUCAGUGGUUGGAAUCAUCGGCAACUCGCUGGUGAUCUUGGCCGUGCUGCUGUCCAAAAAGCUAAGCACGACCACCAACGCCUUCGUGGUGAACCUGAGCAUAGCGGAUCUGCUGACCUGCCUUGUCAUGCCGUGGGAUGUCGUGGCUUUGUUGGGUAAAGAUGGUUCGCCGGUUGGCGAGAGGAUCUGCAGCGUGGUGGCUGCGGUCAUCUUCACAACCGUCGGCUGCAGCAUCUGUACGCUGGCCUCCAUCGCCCUGAACCGCCUGCUGCUGAUCACACGGCCGAAGGCCACAUACCGGCGAAUCUACACGCCAAAGAAGAUUGCCGUUUGGCUGGUAGUCAUCUGGCUGGUCCCACUCCUCACCACCAACAUUCCACCGCUUCUAAACGUGGGUGCUCUGGGAUUCAACGAACCUUUCCACUUAUGUGGAUCAAUCCCCGCCCAUCCCAACCACAAGGCAUUCAAUCUGAUCAUCUCAGCAGUCUUGUACCCAAUCCCGUGUAUCGUCAUCUUAGUCAGCUACUCACUGAUCUGGAUUCACCUGCACCGUCAAGCCAAGAAGCUUCCUAAGCGACCCGUCACCUCCUCACCCAUCAGCGUGUCCGCGAUCGCAAACAACCAAGACGCUAUUCCCAUGGACCACCUCCCGGUACCAGCAGCUACCAGCAACGCUAACCGGUCUCCAGGAACUAGUCGUCAGACCGAGGUCACCAAGAAUAUGCUCUACGUCGUCGGCGCUUUUGGUAUCUGCAUCAUCCCGUACUCAAUCAACCUGUUUGUCGAUGAUAAAAGCCCAUUAAUACCCUACACCACCGUCAUAGUGCUCCUCAAUAGCUGCAUCAACCCCUUGAUCUAUGCGACCAAGCACCGUGACUUCAAGACAGUCUUCGGCUGUAUCUUACGUCGCCAGUGGGUCCUCAUCCCAAACCCGUCCAACUUCCUUAAAGCACUCACGAGGUGAUUGAAACAGUGUAGGCACGCUGGCUUACAUAAUGAAACAUAAUCUAAGAAGUCGGAGGUUUUUAAAUAAUAAAAUUACACCAUUAAUGCUGCAGAGGGCUUCUGAUUCGUUUCAUGUCGAAUCUGAACUACAUUGUACUUGCCAGUUUAGAUCACUUGAUUACACUACAGCCUCAGACUGGUAUUAUUUUGGU
Molecule: messenger RNA, 1240 nt
Organism: Patiria miniata (bat star)
Lineage: Eukaryota; Metazoa; Echinodermata; Asteroidea; Valvatida; Asterinidae
Product: protein trapped in endoderm-1-like
Exons: 1
Coding region: 1-1047 (348 amino acids)
Biological process (GO): G protein-coupled receptor signaling pathway
Cellular component (GO): membrane
Molecular function (GO): G protein-coupled receptor activity
Source: RefSeq, a predicted model, not a curated record